AUGCUUCUUAUGAUAACCACGACGGUGCUCUUUCUCAUAGGGUCCGUUGCAGCUAGCGCUUGCAAUAAUAAUCCUGCUCUGUGCUCGCGGAAGUAUUCAGAGGUCACUCAGAUCGGGACUCACGAUUCGGCAUUUGUAGGCGACUUUGUUACAGACAACCAAGGCCUCUCUCUUACAGAUCAGCUGAAUGCGGGCAUUCGAUUCCUCCAGGCCCAAACUCACGACUUCCUGGGCCAAAUUUUCAUGUGCCAUACAUCAUGCUGGGAGCGCAAUGCUGGCCUGCUUGUCGACUACCUGACCACUGUUAGGAACUGGAUGGACGCGAAUCCCAAUGAGGUGGUUACGCUUCUCCUGACGAAUGGCGAUAAUGUGGAUGUUGGCAAAUUCGGUGACGCUAUGAACCGUGCUGGACUCGCCAAAUACGCAUACACACCGCCAAAGAAACUUGCAUUGUCGGAGUGGCCAACGCUGCAAGAACUCAUUAAUGCAAAUACUAGAUUAGUAAUGUUUAUGGACUACCACGCAGACACAAGCAAGGUUUCAUACAUUCUAGACGAAUUUUCUUACAUGUUUGAGACGCCCUACGACGUGACCACUCCAGACUUCCCAGACUGUUCUCUUGACCGGCCUCCAGGAUCCAACGGCGAUGGUCUUAUGUACAUCGUCAACCACUUCCUGGAUCUAGAUAUCUUUGGCAUUAAGGUCCCUGAUGUGGCCCAUACCCCGAGAACUAAUGCCGCCACAGGCGCUGGGAGUAUCGGUGCCCAGUCCGACUUGUGCACACAGAAAUGGGGUAGAAAACCGACUUUCAUCUUGGUGGACUAUUUUGAGAAUGGGGAUGUUUUUACGGCGCAGAAUACUUUGAAUGCCCUUUAG
Messenger RNA from Venustampulla echinocandica, 876 nucleotides. RefSeq names its product PLC-like phosphodiesterase. Gene Ontology annotation, molecular function: phosphoric diester hydrolase activity. The transcript has 2 exons. NCBI's taxonomy places the organism in Eukaryota, Fungi, Ascomycota, Leotiomycetes, Helotiales, Pleuroascaceae. Bases 1 to 876 code for a protein of 291 amino acids. The record is from RefSeq and is a predicted model, not a curated record. Gene Ontology annotation, biological process: lipid metabolic process.